Molecule: messenger RNA, 1446 nt
Organism: Pseudozyma hubeiensis SY62
Lineage: Eukaryota; Fungi; Basidiomycota; Ustilaginomycetes; Ustilaginales; Ustilaginaceae
Exons: 1
Coding region: 1-1446 (481 amino acids)
Source: RefSeq, a predicted model, not a curated record
AUGCCUACCGUCGAACGACGUUCGCUCCCGCACUCGCUCUCCGCGGUGGCGACAAAGGGUCGUCGUCUCUUUACUCGCGACUCUGCCUCGACCACCGACCCGCAAUGUGUACGCACUUCGGCGCUCAACUUGAACGAAGCGCUCGAGCAAGCGUGGGUGACCAACACAUCGCCCCUCUGCCUCAGCAAUCAGCUCUUAUCUCCACCGCCUUCUGGUCAGGCUCACGGCUGGGGGCUUGAUAACACUUUUGGGAGGAGACGUUCUUCCAACACCACGACGGCGAGCAGCACUUCGAGCGCCGGUGAGGCGCCGCAGCGUCGUCGAAAGUCGCUCUUCUCCAAGAAACAGCGCACAGAGGCACUGGUCGACGAGGCGAUCCAAGAGAACACGCAUUCGGAUGCGCCUCGCUUUGUCGAUCCGUUCGCCAGUCGAUCGCGAGACGAACCUCGAUCGGUUACUCCGCUCGAUCCGCCGCAAAAGGACACCAGUCGUCAGAAACAACGCCAAUCGACGCAGCAGAAGGAGCAGCAGAAGAAGAAGGAGGCUCUCGAUCGUAUCUCGGAUCUAGUCUGCCUGUCGGUUCAGAGCGAAGCACAGUUGCCCUCGGACCAGGUCGGCGCCUCGUCGCCGAACCUCGGCGACAACACCUACUUCUACCCGAUCGAAGCACCUCCUUCACCCACGAGCAUGCACAGCAGCAGCGAUACCAGCGCUCGCAGAGCCAGCAUCGUCGCUUUUCCACCUCGUCUAGAUGCAAGCAGAGGUCUGCGCGUCCACAUGGGUGGCGACGAGGGUGAGGUAGGCAGCUGGUCUAGGCAGAUCAGUCCUUCGCUCUCGACGUUUUCCACUCGCACCGAUGCGUCGUGGCUAGCGAGGGUGGAUCUGCGGGAAGAGAUGGUGGAUCCGUACGAGCUUCUGCUUCCGUCGUCGAUGAAGCGUCAGUCGAGCAGGACGAUCGAGAGCGAGGUGAAUAAGAAGAGCUUUGCUUCGCUCAAGGCUGAGCUUGGACAUGGGGUGGAAGCGUAUCCUUUCCCUAUCCGAGUGAAUGCUUCUGAGCCAUUGUCGCAGGGAUCAGCUGGAUGGUGGCCGUCGGAGGCAAGUCAGCCAUCACUGCAGCCACUGCCACCGCUACGACCCGUGAGGAAUCCGAUGCGAAGCAGAUCCAAGAGUCUCUGCAGCUCCUCUAGGUCGCCGAAAGAUAGCCCGUCCUCUUCGCCUCCUCCUCCAGUUCCAGCUCUGCCCUCCGCGUCGCCGACGGGGUUGGUCGGACCGUACAACUUGACACCCGCCAAUACCCCACCUCGAUCCAGACCCACGUCGGAACAUCGAGGUCGAGGUCGAUGUGAUAGCUUGACCUCGGCUGCUUCGACUUCUUCAUUGCAGAACGCUCCGUUCCACACGCCAACUUUCGGUUCGAGUUCGAGUUGGACGAGAUUGCCUGUUUGA